Molecule: messenger RNA, 6924 nt
Organism: Numida meleagris (helmeted guineafowl)
Lineage: Eukaryota; Metazoa; Chordata; Aves; Galliformes; Numididae
Gene: EPHA3
Product: EPH receptor A3
Exons: 17
Coding region: 493-3228 (911 amino acids)
Biological process (GO): axon guidance; cell surface receptor protein tyrosine kinase signaling pathway; protein phosphorylation
Cellular component (GO): neuron projection; plasma membrane
Molecular function (GO): ATP binding; transmembrane-ephrin receptor activity; protein binding
Source: RefSeq, a predicted model, not a curated record
GGCGCUGUGUGGUGCGGCGUGGCCCCGGCCCCGUGAAGUGGGGAGCGCUGCGGCCUGCGCCUCUGCCCCGCCUGUGUGGGUCUGCCCUGUGUCUGCGGUGCUGCCCUUUGUAUUCUCUCAGAGCAGGGCGAGCGGGCUGCGUGGCAGCACUUGCAGCACUUGAGUGGCUUUGGAGCUGUUGUGAUGGAACGCGAGUCGCGUCCUUGCAUUCUGCUUUUCAUCCGUGAUUGAGCUCUGAGAAGGAUACGCUGGGGUUAAGGACUCUUUGCACCGUGUGCAGAUACGAUCUUAUGCAUAACAUGGUGAUGAAAUGUCAUAGAAAAGGAGAUCAUGAGGCUCAGUGGGAUCUUAACAGUGUGUAUAAGCGCCUGAUGGCAGUGCACAAAGGGUGUGGAACCGAACUCUUCCUGCAAUGCCUAGCAAGAGUGGGAAGAGAUUAGUGGUGUUGAUGAGCAUUAUACUCCAAUCAGAACUUACCAAGUGUGCAAUGUUAUGGAUCACAGUCAAAACAAUUGGCUGCGAACAAACUGGAUUCCACGUAAUUCAGCGCAGAAGAUAUAUGUGGAGCUCAAGUUUACCUUGAGGGACUGCAAUAGUAUCCCUCUAGUUCUGGGCACUUGCAAAGAGACUUUCAAUCUGUAUUACAUGGAAUCUGAUGAUGAUCAUUUGGCGAAGUUCAGAGAGCACCAAUUUACAAAGAUUGACACCAUUGCGGCUGAUGAGAGCUUCACCCAGAUGGAUCUUGGGGACCGGAUUCUCAAGCUGAAUACAGAAGUCCGUGAGGUGGGACCAGUUAGCAAGAAGGGCUUUUACUUGGCUUUCCAAGAUGUAGGUGCAUGCGUUGCCUUAGUCUCGGUGCGAGUGUACUUCAAGAAGUGCCCUUUCACUGUCAAGAACCUCGCCAUGUUUCCAGAUACGGUUCCUAUGGACUCCCAGUCCCUGGUGGAGGUGCGGGGUUCUUGUGUCAAUCAUUCCAAGGAGGAAGAGCCACCCAAGAUGUACUGCAGCACAGAAGGAGAAUGGCUAGUGCCCAUAGGGAAGUGCUUGUGUAAUGCUGGCUAUGAAGAAAGAGGCUUUGCGUGCCAAGCUUGUCGACCUGGGUUCUACAAAGCCUCUGCUGGCAAUGUGAAGUGUGCCAAAUGCCCACCUCACAGCUCCACCUAUGAAGAUGCAUCUCUGAACUGCAGGUGUGAAAAGAAUUACUUUCGCUCUGAGAAAGACCCUCCAUCCAUGGCUUGCACCAGACCACCAUCUGCUCCAAGAAACGUUAUUUCUAACAUCAAUGAGACAUCUGUUAUCCUGGACUGGAGCUGGCCUCUUGAUACAGGAGGUCGAAAAGAUGUCACUUUCAACAUCAUUUGCAAAAAAUGUGGAGGAAGCAACAAGAUAUGUGAGCCAUGUAGUGACAACGUACGAUUCUUACCCCGUCAGACUGGCCUCACUAACACCACAGUGACAGUAGUGGACCUUCUGGCACAUACCAAUUACACUUUUGAGAUUGAUGCGGUCAAUGGGGUAUCUGACUUGAGUACACUUUCUAGACAAUUUGCUGCCGUCAGUAUCACGACUAACCAGGCUGCGCCAUCCCCCAUCACAGUGAUAAGGAAAGACCGGACAUCCAGGAACAGCGUGUCUCUGUCUUGGCAGGAACCUGAGCACCCAAAUGGAAUCAUCUUGGACUACGAGGUCAAAUACUAUGAAAAGCAGGAACAAGAGACAAGCUAUACUAUUCUGAGAGCCAAAAGCACUAAUGUUACUAUCAGCGGCCUCAAACCUGAUACCACCUACGUCUUCCAAAUUCGAGCCCGAACUGCAGCUGGAUAUGGGACAAGCAGCCGCAAGUUUGAAUUUGAAACCAGUCCAGAUUCAUUCUCCAUUUCCAGUGAAAAUAGCCAGGUCGUAAUGAUUGCCAUUUCAGCUGCGGUUGCCAUCAUUCUCCUCACGGUUGUCGUGUACGUCCUGAUUGGGAGAUUCUGUGGAUACAAGAAGUCUAAACAUGGUACUGAUGAGAAAAGACUACAUUUUGGGAACGGCCAUUUAAAACUCCCAGGCCUGAGAACUUACGUAGAUCCGCAUACAUACGAAGAUCCCAAUCAAGCUGUACAUGAAUUUGCCAAGGAACUAGAUGCUUCUAAUAUAUCAAUUGAUAAAGUUGUUGGAGCAGGGGAAUUUGGAGAAGUGUGCAGUGGGCGCCUGAAACUGCCUUCUAAAAAGGAAAUUUCAGUGGCCAUCAAAACUCUGAAAGCUGGCUACACAGAAAAACAGAGAAGGGAUUUCCUGGGAGAAGCAAGUAUCAUGGGACAGUUUGACCACCCCAACAUCAUCCGACUGGAGGGCGUUGUGACUAAAAGUAAACCAGUUAUGAUUGUUACUGAAUACAUGGAAAAUGGUUCCUUGGACAGCUUCCUACGGAAACACGAUGCCCAGUUCACAGUCAUUCAACUAGUAGGCAUGCUUCGAGGGAUCGCAUCUGGCAUGAAAUAUUUGUCAGAUAUGGGUUAUGUCCACCGAGAUCUAGCUGCUCGUAAUAUACUCAUCAAUAGUAACUUGGUGUGCAAAGUCUCAGAUUUUGGUCUUUCUCGUGUAUUGGAAGAUGACCCAGAAGCUGCUUACACAACAAGGGGGGGCAAGAUUCCCAUCCGAUGGACAUCACCAGAAGCCAUUGCAUACCGGAAGUUCACAUCAGCCAGUGAUGCGUGGAGCUAUGGGAUUGUCCUCUGGGAGGUGAUGUCUUAUGGAGAGAGGCCAUACUGGGAGAUGUCCAACCAGGAUGUAAUUAAGGCUGUUGAUGAAGGGUAUCGCUUGCCACCUCCUAUGGACUGCCCAGCUGCCUUGUAUCAGCUGAUGCUGGACUGCUGGCAGAAAGACAGAAACAACAGACCCAAGUUUGAGCAGAUUGUCAGCAUCCUGGAUAAGCUGAUCCGUAAUCCCAGCAGUCUGAAAAUAAUCACCAAUGCGGCAGCAAGGCCAUCAAAUCUUCUCCUGGACCAAAGUAACAUUGACAUUUCAGCCUUCCGCACGACAGGUGAUUGGCUCAAUGGUUUUCGAACAGGCCAAUGCAAAGGCAUUUUCACGGGUGUGGAGUACAGCUCCUGUGAUACAAUAGCCAAGAUUUCCACAGAUGACAUGAAGAAAAUCGGUGUUACAGUUGUGGGACCUCAAAAGAAGAUUGUUAGCAGUAUCAAAACUCUAGAAACUCAUACGAAGAACAGCCCUGUCCCUGUGUAAGGUACCAAAAUGGCAUCGUUGAGGACAGAAAAAAGAAAAGUUGCAUCAAAGGGCAAAAACGAUGGCUGAUAAACGGCAUGGUUUAUCACUUUGCAACAGUUUUGGAAACAUAAUGGUUGAAAUUUCAAACCCACUAAGACACUCGAAUAUUGAGUAUAAAUGCCUUAAAAAUAGGAGCGAACUUGUUUUCUAUCUGUUAAUCCUAAAGGGUGGGUGCUCUUAAAUGACUGUUAAUGCAGAUAGUAAAUUUCAAAAGAAAAAAAAUAUGUAAAAAAUCCUUCCAAGUAAAAAACAAUGAUACUAAAAUCUAGAGCCAUUUGAAUAUUAAGUGACUGAAUAACACGAAAAACCCAAGGACAAAAGCUGUGUAUUUGAUCUAUACAGCAAACAAGAAGAAAGAAAGACUUACAGUAUUUUUAUACAGAAGAGAUCUGUAACAGGUAUUUUAUUUCUUUAAAAGCAAGGAAAAUAGAGGACUAUACCUCACAACCUGUCUGGCCGUAUUUACUAUAAUGUCUUUGUAACAUGCUAUUUGAGCUUAAGAAACGAAUACAGAAAUUAAAUUUGUAGUGACUGAGUUAGUUGGCAAAAGAUUUUCACCAUUAUGUUAGCUUCCCUAAUUGUGUUCAUUUAAAUAGAAAAAAAAAAGUCUUAAUUCUUAAAAGACUUAUUUAUUUCCUUUGUUUUUUUUCCAUUAUUGUUUAUAUUUAUGCUUAAAUACCUUAACCUGGCUGUAUUAUUGACAAGUGCCAAAUGUUAUCAAAACUUCAUUGUUUUAACCUGACAAAUUGUGUGAGGGUUACUUACUUGAUUAUUUCACACUCACAACAUCAUAUAGAAAGUAUAGAAGGAAAGAAAGAUGGUCUUUUUUAUAGCUCCAACCCUAGGCAAAGCAUCGGGACUUGCUGAGAUUUCUUUCCUUUGCAGUGAGUGAUUUUUUAACCUGGGCUUGAAUUCUGGCAGAAUUGCAUGUCCAUUGAUCUCCAGAUCAAUACCUGGCCUGGCCAACCACAUGUAUUUCCUUUGCUUCCCAAAGGCCUGAUUUCAUGUCAGAUACAGCAAAGGACUGCUGUCUUCAGAUCCUGUUCAGGUGGGAGAUUUGCCUAGCAAAUGUAAGAGUGUAUCCUGCAUGAUCUGAGAGUGCUUUUUGAGCUUGCUGAGGAACUAUGCAUUUCUGUCUUCCAUCUCAUGGGCUCUGCUCCCCGUGCUGGUAACUGGGAGUUGUAUUACCAUGUAGGCAGCCAAGAAUGGUUGAAGAGGAUGAUUUAAGCUCCUGCAGUGGGAGUGUGGCUUGUAAUUUUGCCUAAUUCUGAUCCUGAAGACCUCUGUCCAGAUGCUGCGAUCCUUCAGAGGCCUUGCUUUUUGGUUCAGGUUCCUUGGGCACCUGUGUUUGCCACUCAAUAUGGCUGGAGCCACCUCAGUCUUGACAGGGCUAAAAAUUAGUUCAUGGCCUGUUGUGUGGCAAUGUGAGAGCCCAGAAACCACAGCACUUGCAAGGGUGUGCUUUGGUAGGUGUCCCAGUAUAACCAAAACCAACAGACUCCAUCCAAAAGGUAUUUAGGGAGACCAUUCACAUUUCCUGGUUGAAAAAGGAACCUAAAGGAGGGGAUAAGAGUCUUCCCCCAUCUUCAGCAUCUUCCCAGUAGUGAGCUCUUAAUUUCCUGAGUAUGUUAAUCCUGGCUCUGAGCAGACACAGCUCUUUCCUCUGAAAAUGAGGUUUUUAAGUCGCAGUGUGAAGCAUUUCUAGUGCUGCAUACAGGCCAGUUUGUUCAUGCCCCCCUGGAUUUCCACCUUGCCAUUUUUAAAUUUAAACCUGAUUCUAAUGAGUAACAGUGAGUCACUGGCAGUCCAAGACUGGAGGCGAGGCAGACUUGUGUGUGGCAUGCCACCUUCUGCUGUGCAGUUAACCUUGUUGUCUACUUUUCUUUGUAGUGUUGGUCUGGUUUUUGAAGCUCCUUGUAGCACAGGGCACAUAAAUAAGGGAAAAAUCAGUUCCUGGGAUUUGUGUGGCUGAAUCAGCUUAUAAAUUGUUUUUAUUGGGUCCAAGACUUUCCAAAUGUAGAGCAAAAGCAUUUAUCACACAUUAAUAAAUAGAAGCAGAGUUAGGGGCAGUGAGCGUGCUGUAAAGGAUUGCAUUUGAAAUGCACCCACAGGAUGAUAUUUAGUGUUUUCUGAAAGAAAAAGUGAAGGAGUUUUAAAGUAAGUUGAAAUAAAAAAUGUAAAGUGGAAAAAAAAAGAAAAGGAAGCACUUAUGAUGCAAAGAAGACUUCUUAUGUACUACAAUCUAUUGUGAAAUACAGCAUGCUAAAUACAAAAGCUGUAUUUUCAGUUGCUUAGUUCACCCAGAAUCUUUCUUUUGCUCAGUUCAAGAUUGCUCUAUCAGACAUUCCUGGUGAAUUUAAAAGUUCACUAAAAUCCAUUUGCAGACAGUGUGUGUGGGGACAGUGUUUUCCAACAUAUUUCUCCUGACGUUUCUCUUCAGCUUCAUUCUGAAGAGUAGGGGAGGAUGGGCUGAGGUGGGAGGAAGAGGCCUCUGAAAUGCUCCUGAAAACACAGAGCUGGUUCUUAGAGUUUUAGAUUAUAACUGAAAAUUUAGCACCAACCACUCCUAAUCUUCUCAUAGUACCAUGUCAUGUUCCUUGCCCACUAUUUGAGCAUGCUCAGCAUAAGAAAUUAAAUCUUACUGAUGCUUGGGAAAAAAGAAACUCAUUUUUGCUUUUCUUUGCUAUUAGGAGUAGAGUGUUUUAAAAUACAUUUAGUUUUUUUCUCCCUGUCAAAAGUUGAUUUUGUACUGUAAGUGGCCUCUGUUGCAAGCAUCCUAUACUCCCUUUCCCCAUGUACAUAUGUAUACAUAGCAGUGUACAAUUCUUCAUUGUGGAGUAGAGAUACUAGAAUUUGUGUGGCCAUCUUCCUGUACAGGACUUGCAUUGAUUACCGACAUCAAGCAAAAUGCAACAGCUCAUAAAAUGUCGUAUCAUAUUAUUGGGUUUGUAUCUUUAAAUAUAGUUUCCAUUUUAUUUAUUUCUGUUAACAUAUCUAGUUUUGUGCUGUUACUUAGCAUUCAAUAAGCAAUGUAUAGAUGUGAUUUGAUUGGCAAUAUGUAUUUACUUUAACUUGUAUUUCAAAGCAUUACUUACUCAUUUAGUUUAUAUAUUGUGCAAUUGUAGAUGGCCUCUUACUAAUGUAAAAUGAUUUGUAGUGGAAACAUUUAUAUUUUUAUAAUAAACAUAAUGAAAGUAUUUUUUACAUACUGGAAUACUGAGGUGAUUGCUUGGAAGACAAAGUAAAUUUAUUUGAUUAGAAAAGUGUGAUAAAAUUGUAAUUAAAUAUGGAUAAAUUCUGAGUGUUAAAGCAUGGGUUCGGAGUGAAAGCUAGAUAUUGCCUAUAUUAUCUGUUAAAAGAAGCAAGUAGUGCAGGUUCUAAAUAGACAGACCAGCAUUUGUGCUAAACCGACUUACAUCAGUCAAAGACUUUACUUUCUCCAUGGAUACAGGAAAACAUCGUCUACUACAGCCUGCCUAUGGGAUACUGAAAAAGCUGUCAUUUAUUUUAGUUGUGUCAACUAUUUCCAAACUUCUGCAUUUUUUCUUCCCUUGCCAGUGGACCUCUUUUCAUCUUAUAACUAUGUUAAAUCCAGUAAAAGAUGUAAUUUUCAACAAAAUAAAAAAGCCCACCACUUACAGUAGUUUAACCCCA